Pocillopora verrucosa is the source of this 1104-nucleotide messenger RNA. Its product is annotated as 5-hydroxytryptamine receptor 7-like. Gene Ontology annotation, biological process: phototransduction; cellular response to light stimulus; G protein-coupled receptor signaling pathway. Gene Ontology annotation, molecular function: G protein-coupled photoreceptor activity. The record is from RefSeq and is a predicted model, not a curated record. NCBI's taxonomy places the organism in Eukaryota, Metazoa, Cnidaria, Anthozoa, Scleractinia, Pocilloporidae. Gene Ontology annotation, cellular component: plasma membrane.
AUGUCCUGUAAUCGCUCAGGAAUUCUCACCGCAAGUUGGUCUUCUUCAGAAAAAAUCAUUUCUUUCAUUGCCCUUUUUGUGGUCAAUUUCCUGGCGGUUACCGGCAACUUCUUGGUUGUGAUAGUUAUUGCGCGCACGAGGCAGCUUCGUCGGAAGGAAUCAAACUGGUUUGUGGUAAACUUGGCGCUCGCCGAUCUGUUUGUUGCCUUCACUGUAAUCCCAACGACAUUGGACACCUUAAUGAGUGGCGGCUUUCGACUCGGAUUCAAAUUUAAGGAGUUUAUCGGCUUUGCAAACUUUCUAUUUUGUAUUUGUUCCAUCAUGAACUUGCAGCUACUAUCGUUCGACCGAUGGUUUGCGAUUGCGAAACCAUUCAAAUACAUAUCUUUUGUUAGCCCGAGAAAAGCCGUGGCGGCGUCUUUGCUUGUCUGGCUUUAUGCUAUGUUCUGUGCUCUUCCGCCAAAAUUCGGCCUAAGUUCAUAUUUCUGUUUCAUCCCUAAUCUGGAUAACUGCGAUAUUGAAAAAGACUGGUCUGGAUCAAGUGGAUCUCUCGUCUUCGCCAUCGCAGUGUUAGGGCUAACAUACUGUUUCGCACUGACUGUAAUGGCAGUUUGCUACUGGAAAAUAUUCGGAAUCGCGCGUUCACACGUUCGGAGGAUAAACGUUCAGAAUUUUCCCAAUUGCAUGUCAAGUGAAAAAUUUCAACCACUGCAAAUGAAGGAUAUUUCAUAUUCGUCGACUUCUCGAAUAGAAACACCAAGGAAAACUUUCGAAAUUUUCGCUCCUAUUGCUUCAAACAGCAGACAAACUCGGGGACAUCGCUCCCACGCAUCCGACAUUCGAACAGCAAAAAGUUUCCUUACCGUGAUCGGGGCGUACUUUUUUUGCUGGACUCCUUUCUGUGUAAAAUUGUUCCUAGACAUCCUAAAACAGGAAAAAAUCAACCCCAAAGUGAGUUUGAUUUUUCUGUGGCUGGGUUAUACAAAUAGCUGCUUAAAUCCUCUCAUUUAUACCUGGAAGUACAAACAGUUCAGGAGCGCUUUGAUAUUAGCUACGAAGAAAUUUCGCGGGAGAUUUUCUGUGAGCAGAUCGAGCCGGCAAUAA